ACCAUCUCCAGCUCGAGUUAGCGCUGUAUUCUUCACAGUUUCCACCCUUCAUCAUCUCUGCUAAUGAUGAAAUUAAAUGUUUGUAUGUUACGUACAAUCAUAAUUUCUCGAUUAAUUUCUGUCGUCUCUUUUCACAUUUUUAGCCAUGGAUGAAUCGCUGAGGAUAUUCCCAAUCUGAAUCUUCACAACAUGAAGAUCAAUCAAUUAUAAUAAUGUAUUUCACUUUUCUGAGAUCCAUCCAGGCAUCCUACUUCUUCCCCUUCUAUUAUCCUUUGCUGAAAUCAUUUUCAUGGAUCUGUGAUGCUAUAAUGAAACUGCGUUAUCUAUCCGAAAGUCCGGUUUCGGAAUUGAUGCGGAAGAUCAUUCAUACCUGAGAUCUACCUUAUCAUUGAUUUGUUUUCGACAUUCUUUUUUUGUUAUCUGAAAUAGAAGCAUCGAUGAGGAAUACUAAAACGUUAUCCUUGCACUUUGAUUGUCAGUGAAGAAAUUAUGGGGAAGUGCAUCCUGAGCUGCACACAUACUUUAGUUUAAUUUAUUUUAUUAUUACCACUAGCAUUUGAUUUAUUUUCUCAUAUGAUCUGUCAGUUAAAACAUUCGCCAUGAUAGUGUAUGGAUCUUUGAAAAGCCAAUUUGCAGAGCAAGGGCGUCUCGUCGAUGGCGGAUAUCUUGCAUUGAAGGUUGGCAAGAUCAUAAUGCGAUUCUCCGUGCCUUUCAAACUUUUGUGUUGAUUACGGCCUCGAACAAAUCGCCACAUUCCAUAAUAUUCUCGAAAUGAUUUGAAUCUAUUUGUUGUGUGAAACAUAUCGAGUUAGAUUAGACAAUUUGCACCGGUGACGGCGUCGUUAAGGUUAAUUUUCUGACGCAGGAUCCAUUUUGCAUAGAGAGAAAGCUGAGCAAGAAUCAGCGGCGGCCAGACAACCGCUGAGAUGAGAUCCACAGAUGAGUUUGAUCACCAUGAAACUUGUCUACUAAAACCAUCUUACAUCUCUAUUUACCUCUAAAAAUGUUUAACCCUGAACUGAAUUCCCAAUCUGUUUUUGCGAUAUUGCAAUACAUUUUGUUAGUUUGACAGAUUAUUCAAACUUCAAAGCAACGUUUCAAACAUGAAAUUGUGACGGUGGGCAAAGUACUGUUUCUGAAUUUGUAAUGAAUGACAACAGAUAGAGUCGUGAACUGCAAAAUCCUAAAAGUUGAAUGAGAAAUGAGCCCUUCGUUAAAUAUACAAUUACAGCAUUUUCCCUUACAUGGAUGAAGAAGACUCUUACCAAUAGCAGCAACUAAGGAAGAUGACUCAGUGGAUACGAACGAGGUUUUAGGUCUGUUUUAAUAAUCAGUGAUGGAAAUUCGAAUAUCACAAACUAUAUUAAAUUUCAUAUUCACAAUUCACCUCACUAAAUGAUAGAUCGAACGGCAAGAAGGAAAGACUGAUUUUAGGAAAAUUAUAAUGAUCAUCAAACACUUUUUAUAUAACAUUAACCACUUUUAGAAGUUACAGGGACAAACAAAUUAGUUAUUCUUGAUGUACAUAAAAAGAUGUACAUAAAAAGAGUACACAAAUUUUACAUCGUGUGUAGACGGACAUUUUGACAUAAAAUGCUAUUCAUUUCAAAAGAAUUGCCUUUGCAAAUACUUUUUCUUCUUCCAAUUAAGUUCUCACUUUUCUUUUUGGUAAGUUUUCAAAUUAAGUGCACACUGUAAUAUUUUCCUUAUUUGUCAAAUUAUCUACAUCAAAACAUUGUCAAAUAGUGUUUAAACAGUGCAAAAUAGUACACUCUACAGUAAAGUUAAAUUAUUUUCUUAUUAUGUGUAAAGUCAAAUCGUGAACUUAAUUGGAGAAUGAAGGGAGUAGGCAUUAAAGAGUUUGUGUAUAAUAUGUGUACUAAAUUUGUGUACACCUGGUAUUCAUGGAAGGAAAAUAUAGUUAGUGAAGUUUGGAUAAGUUUCAUGGGUCAAACAAUGAUUGUUGGACUGCUAUUUGGCAUUGUAAUUUACCUCCCAAAAAAAAUCCCGCAAAGGCUAUUUAUUACAAAGGCUAUUUGUUCCGGUGCAAAGUGGAGGAUGAAACAGCAUCUCACCUUUUUUAAGACGAUUUAUUACAGUUUUGUAACGAUUCUCUGUAGCAUUUGGAAGAGAUGCAAUGGAGUAAUGUAGAAGGGAGAAAACUUUACUGCUGCAGGAAUAAAGCAAGGAGCUGCCACAACCUUAGCAAGCUUGAGAGCAUUUCAGGUUCAAGGUAAAAGGAGUGCGAACCUGCAGGUUGGAGAGGGGCAAUUAGAAUAGAAAAAGCCACAUGAAAAUUGAGUUAAAAUAAAUGUGGAUGCAGCAAGGAAUAUUCAAGCAAUUGGAUGGGCUUGGGGGUCGGUAGGAGAGUGAGAGGGAUAACCAGUGGAGGAGAGGAAUAUGAUUGAUCUUUGAUGAUAUUAAAACACUAUUGAAUGCUGGAGAGAAUGCUUAUGUAGAGUGGUGUGAAUUAAGUUCCCCAUGCUCUAGCUGAAACGGUUUUUUAUAUGUCUGAUUAUAUUUGUAUUUGAAUUAAGUUCCUCAUGCUCUAGCUAAAACCAUCUGUUGAGUUAAUAUAUUUCAUGAUUUUUCAAUAAAAAAUGAAGUUAUGGACUUGUACCACAAGAUUUAGCUAUUCAUGAAUCCAUGAUAUAAAAUAUGAUUAAAUCCGCAUCCCUCUUACUCUUCAAUAGAAGACAUUAAAUUGUUGUUGGAUCAUUUCCGUUGAAGGAUUAGAAGCUAUGAUCAUGUGAAAUAAAAGAAAAUCGCAAAUGGUGAUGGGUUAGAUAUUACCCUAAUGCCACUACAUUGUCAUUUUCAAGCGACACGUUGCAGUUGUGACGUGAACCGCUACCGUAAUAUUACAGCCUCAAUACACAUGUUCUAACUUGCAACUUAGAGUCAC
Molecule: messenger RNA, 2905 nt
Organism: Cuscuta epithymum
Lineage: Eukaryota; Viridiplantae; Streptophyta; Magnoliopsida; Solanales; Convolvulaceae
Source: the annotation of a GenBank genome assembly